GCAAACGAGUUGGAGUUAUACUCGCGUGAUCGUAAUCCUGGCUCUGCACUGCUGCGACUAUGGGGUAAUCGUGGACAAACCGUUAAAGACUUCUUGACGCAUCUUCACAACCUGGCCAAAAUUCACGGCCACUGCAUGGACAUACCGCAGUUGAUUCUGCGACGAAAAUUUGUACCACUCAUCUGGUCACGUGCUCAACAAAUAAUCGUAACACCAUUCGGCCAAAAAAGUGAUCUAUUGAAAUUGGUCUGUCACGCAAAAUCAUUUCCACAUCCGCAUUUCCAGUGGCUCGACGACGGUCGCGAGAUCGAUAACGAAACCACUGAUACGCUUAUCAUUCCGCGGUCAGUCACCUACAAAUCUAUUGUCCACCCUGAGAGCCGAUUGUGA
Molecule: messenger RNA, 390 nt
Organism: Anisakis simplex (herring worm)
Lineage: Eukaryota; Metazoa; Nematoda; Chromadorea; Rhabditida; Anisakidae
Source: the annotation of a GenBank genome assembly